GAGAGAGAGGCUUUCUCAGGCUUCGAGAACCAGAACCCACCUCGUGUCUUGUAUAUAUAUACCCCUCCCUCUCUUCACUUCAUAUACACCCAUCCUCAAAUCAAACCCACCUCACUCACCCCUGCAUUCAAUCAAAUACUAGCUAGCUAUAGUGUUCUGUUCAGGUUUCUUCAUAGAACUUCAAAAGCAUUGUUUUGAGUAAAAGGAAGAAAUUGAAGUCAUGGCUGCUUCUGCAGAAAAGGUGGCGGACACAGUGAUUGUAGGAAGUUAUGUGGAGAUGGAGACUGAAGGGAAGCCCAAGAGCGUCAAGAGCAAGCUCUCCAAGUUCUUUUGGGAUGGUGGCUCUGCUUAUGAUGCUUGGUUUAGCUGUGCUUCUAAUCAGGUGGCUCAAGUUCUGCUUACUUUGCCAUACUCGUUCUCACAGCUGGGGAUGUUAUCAGGCAUUCUCUUCCAGCUCUUCUAUGGCUUGCUGGGCAGCUGGACAGCUUACCUUAUCAGCUCCCUCUAUGUUGAAUACAGAACCAGAAAAGAAAGAGAAAAAGUUGAUUUCAGAAACCAUGUCAUCCAGUGGUUUGAAGUUCUUGAUGGGCUGCUUGGAAAACACUGGAGGAACGUGGGCUUGGCAUUUAACUGCACAUUUCUUCUGUUUGGAUCUGUCAUUCAACUCAUAGCUUGUGCAAGCAACAUAUAUUACAUAAAUGAUAAUCUGGACAAGAGAACUUGGACUUACAUCUUUGGAGCAUGUUGUGCAACCACUGUCUUCAUCCCUUCAUUUCACAACUACAGAGUCUGGUCCUUUUUGGGCCUUGUUAUGACCACUUACACUGCUUGGUACCUCACCAUUGCCUCCUUCCUUCAUGGCCAGGUUGAGGGAGUGAAGCACUCUGGUCCAACUAAGUUGGUGCUAUACUUCACUGGGGCCACAAACAUCCUCUACACUUUUGGGGGACAUGCUGUUACUGUGGAGAUCAUGCAUGCGAUGUGGAAACCUCAGAAGUUCAAGGCCAUAUAUUUAUAUGCUACCCUGUAUGUGCUGACACUGACGCUUCCCUCUGCAUCGGCAGUGUAUUGGGCAUUUGGAGACAUGCUUCUUAACCACUCCAACGCCUUCUCUCUCCUCCCCAAAUCUCCCUUCAGAGACAUGGCUGUUAUUUUAAUGCUCAUCCACCAGUUUAUAACAUUUGGGUUUGCAUGCACGCCACUAUACUUUGUGUGGGAGAAGGCCAUUGGCAUGCAUGAGUGCAAGAGCUUGUGCAAGAGAGCAGCAGCAAGAUUGCCUGUGGUCAUCCCCAUCUGGUUCCUGGCCAUCAUCUUCCCAUUCUUUGGCCCCAUCAACUCCACCGUAGGAUCACUCCUUGUCAGCUUCACAGUCUACAUCAUCCCAGCUCUGGCCCACAUCUUCACGUACAAAUCCGCUGCUGCAAGAGAGAAUGCAGUGGAGAGGCCACCAAGAUUUCUGGGAGGGUGGAUUGGUUCAUAUACAAUCAAUGUGUUUGUGGUGGUGUGGGUUUUCGUGGUAGGGUUUGGAUUCGGUGGGUGGGCGAGCAUCACAAACUUUGUGCACCAGAUUGACACAUUUGGGCUCUUCACCAAGUGCUACCAGUGCCCUCCACCACCACCACCCAUGGUCUUCAACACAACUUCAGCUCCUGCUCCAAUCCACCACCCUCACCCUCACCGGCCUUGAUUUGUCCACUCUCACUUUCGAUUAUUCCACGCCUAGUGCCAUGGGCACAAUAUAAAAUUAAAAAAAUUAAAAAAAUAUAUUGUAUGUGGUGCCCAAAUGAGCAUUUUCACCCCCUUCAAAGUACACAACCCUAUUUUUCUCUUUUAAAUUUUCCGCAUCGGUUUUAGCUUUUAGGGUCACUGCCAUGAGUCCAAAAAAAAAAGGGGGGGGGGCAGAAAAUGUAUGAAAUAUUUGAAAAUCAAAUUUGUAAUCUUUCUAUAUAACAUGCCCCUAGGGUUUUGUAUCUCCAUUUCUCUUGAAAAUUUUGAAUCCCAUAUGGUUUGGAUGAGUA
Prunus avium (sweet cherry) is the source of this 2018-nucleotide messenger RNA. RefSeq names its product auxin transporter-like protein 2. Lineage: Eukaryota; Viridiplantae; Streptophyta; Magnoliopsida; Rosales; Rosaceae. The record is from RefSeq and is a predicted model, not a curated record.